Notolabrus celidotus (New Zealand spotty) is the source of this 5245-nucleotide messenger RNA. It is a transcript of the gene ccdc146, whose product is annotated as coiled-coil domain containing 146. The transcript has 23 exons. The coding region runs from base 34 to 2970 and encodes 978 amino acids. Lineage: Eukaryota; Metazoa; Chordata; Actinopteri; Labriformes; Labridae. Gene Ontology annotation, cellular component: cytoskeleton. The record is from RefSeq and is a predicted model, not a curated record.
UUGUCCUCAUUGUGCUGAAGUGGGUUUCUGCACAUGAGGGUGUGCCAGUUGUUGCAUGGACAUAUUGGGAUUUUAAAUUAUGUUAAAGGUCGAAGAGUGAGUCUAUCUGAGGUGCAGCAGGACAGCAGGCCUCCUAGUGCAGGUGCAGUGGAGGUGGAAGAACAAGAGGAGGACUACAUCCCUCUCGUGCCUCUUGCACCUGAUGCUUCACUCCCAGAGGAGCAGCCCACUGCAUCUACUGAUGUCUCUGCUUGUUCUGCUUUCCAGUACUUAGAUGAGUUGUUGUCGUCCAGUGAAAUCAGCCACACCAAAGUGUCCAAACUCAAAUCCAGCUACAGACUCCUCCAUGAUAAUCUGAAGAGCAGCCAGGACUCUGAGCUCCGGCUUUUGGGGGAGGUAAAGAGGCGUCGUGCUGCGCUGGAGAGUCUGCAGGCCGAGUUAGAGCGCACAGAGGAGCAGAGCACCUCUGAGCAGCCCGAAAGUGAGGUCAAUGAACUGAGGCAGCAGCUCCUCCAGGCAUACAAUGAACUGAGAGCCGCGGAGGACAGAGAGUACAAGACGCAGCACAAACUGGAAUGUCUCCGGGAAGAGAAACAAUAUCUGGAGAGGGAGAAUGAGAUUCAGCCCAAACCUGCGGAGCUGGAGAGCAGAACAAAAGCCCUGCAGGACAAAUAUGAGGAUCUGAAGAGAGAAGUUGCCGAGAGACAACUGGAAGUCAGAAGUCUGAUGGAAGAUGUGGAAACCCAUGAAAUGCAGAUAUUGAAAGAACAGAAAGAGCUGGAAGACAAGAUGGAGAUCCUAGAGCUCAAAGAGGCUGAGAAAGUGCGGCUCAUUAGCGUACCUGACCAGAUUUUCAAAGAGGUUGAAAGGAAACAUUCUAAAAGGGAAGCUGCGAUGAAGAAGAUAGAAGCACUAAAUACAGAGAUCUCAGGUAUGGAGCAGCAUGUGAAGCAGGUGGAGCAGCGGAACAACUCACUGAGAAAGAAGAAAAAGGAGCUGAAUGAGGAGCUGGAGGGUCUGCAGGCCAAAGUAGAGGCCAGUCAGAGGGAGGGCAGACGGCUGCUGAAGGAGCAGGAGAUGAAACGGGAGGAGGGGGCCGAGUUAACGGGAAACAGAGGAAUCCUGGAAAUGAAGCUGCAGAAUGUGAUGUGUGACAGAAAGCACCUGUAUGAGAACCAAUCUGUGCUGCUCGGGGAGAAAAACAGGCAGAUGCAAGCCCUAAAGAGAAUGGAGCAUGCGUUGAUCACGGCCACAGAGCAGCUAGAACACACACGCUCCAUCUACAGUGAGCUACAGGCCCAGUUUGAUGCUGUUCCCAAAAGAGAGGCCGGCGCUCAGCAGCGGAUGGAGCUGCAGAAAGAGGUGGAUGCUCUCAGAGUCAGUUUUGAAAAACAGCUAUCAGGAGCAGAGGAGGAGAGCAGGAAUGAGCAGCAGCACGGGGUGAUUCAGGAGCUGCUGAGGGAGUCCAACUGCCUGCGAGAAGAACUCCACAGCCUCCGAUGUUUGACACAGAUCAAAGCAGAGGAGAGGGGCCAGAAGCACCGUGAACGGCUUAGAGCUGAGCAGCUGAACCAGCAUAUCCAGCAGGAGCUGCAAGAAAAAGCCUUAAUCAUCACGGACCACAACAAGCUGAAUACUAUGCUGCAGCGCAGGCUAUCACAGUACUGUAAACUGUGCCACAUGAUCAUGGCUGAGAAGAACAAGUACGUCAAGCUGAAGGAGAUCGCCUCCCAGACGAUCACAGAGCUAGCGGAGCAGGAUAAGGUGCUGGAAAAUGAGAAGGAAAUCCAACGUACCAUUGCCAUCAACAAGGACAGAUCACUCACAAAAACUCAUAUGAAGAUUUCUAAUAUCUCCAAAAUGAGGGAUAAACUGCGUAAUGACAUCUCCAAGGCUGCCUGGAAGCAACAACAGAUCAGUGAGGAGUUUGAGGACAACAAACUGGAAUCAAUGAGACUCACAAAAAUGAUAAACAUGCAGGAGCAAGCACUUCUGGAUAUGAACAGGAGUCAUGAAACAGCCAUACAGCGCCGCAAUUCUCUUGGCAUUCAGCUGCUGGAGCACGAGGAGGUUUUAUUCCGCUACUAUGAAAAGGUGAACAUCCAGGAGGCCGCCAUUACUAAGAGCAACAUGGAGCUGGACAUCCUGGAGAAGGAGAUCGAGGACUUACAGUUGGCCAUACACGAGAAGAAGAGAGAGAUAGAGCUGAAGAAGAAGGAGGUGCCCUUAAAGAAAAAAUUGGAGGAAGAGAUCACCGAGCUGCAAAUUGAGGUGUCAGAAGCCAGGGAUAAGACUCUCCAAGGUCUGAAUCGAACAGUUGAAUACAAAGAGCUGAAAGGCAAAGACCCUUCACCCGUCGAACUCGUCAAGAAGAUCGAACAGCUGGAGGUGAAUCUAGCAGAGAGGGAGAGGCAGGUGCUGGAAAAAGAACUCCUGGUGGACCAGGUGACCCGGCUCUCGAAGCCGCUCAGCGAGCAGGCGGAGAACUGCCAACAGGACAGACUCUCACUGGCAAAAAAGCUGAACGAGCUCCGAGCUCAAAUAAUCGACACAAACCACCGCAUGAUGGCCGUUUCUGCACAACUUUCCAUGAACCAAGCUGUUGCUCUGGCUCUGCAGCAGGAGAUCAAAGAGAGAGAGCUCCAGAUGGACAGGUGCCAGCAGCAGCUGGAGCAGGGCCUGCCACCGUGCCCCGAGAUAUCGGAGGAGUGGAGGAGGAUGCUCCGAGACAAGAAGAGAAGACAGAGGGACAAAGAGGAGAGAGAGAGGCUGGCUGAAGAGGAUGAGUGGACUCAGUUGCCUAAUGGAAAGUACACCACAGCUGAAACCCGUCCCAACGCUUACAUCCCCCAGACAGACAAACUCUUGCUGCCAAAACCGUAUGGAGCCCAGGCCCCCUUCAAACCCUCCCAACCAGGUGCCAACAUGAGACACAUCCGCAAACCAACGCUCAAACCCUUGGAGAGCUAGAACGCAGCACAAAUGUAUUCACACAAUGUGAGUCUUGGUUUGGUUUUUCAUUCAGAAACAUUUCCAACAAACAAAAUGAGUAUCCAGUGCGUUUCACUUAUUCUGCUUAUUUCUAUCUUUUUAUUUUUUAUGGACUAACUUUCCAGCAUACGACUGCUGUUUGUGCCAUUUGGGAACAAACUUGCAGACUGCAUCUGUUUGUGAAUUUGUUUCCUUUUUUUUUUACUUACUGGCAACAUCUUGUUUACACUCUUGCUUGCUGUAACACCAAAUACUGUAGAAGAGUGGAAGGCAAGAAAGAGAGCACAAGGGAGAUCAAAAUAUGUGUUUAUUAUUACAUCAUGCACACGACGUGUUGUCUUAGAUUCAUCCCUGCUCUUAGCAACAUAUCAGUCUCUACUUCAUACAUUAGACACUAUAACUUUGUUUCUUUCAGACACUGCAAUAUUUCAACAUCUCUGUCAGCCCUGUUGCUGUUUCAUCCCCCACACUUGUAAUCUUUCAGCUGGUUUAAGCUCCAAGCUAGGCUAAGAGUGCCAGCAUAAUGCCUGAGAUGAUAAAUGUAAACAGAGAGGGAAGAUUGGGAAAUAAAAGAGAGCAAGAGGAUGACAAGAGAGAGGAGAAUGUAAAUGAGGAGGAACAAGAGAUGGCAAUCUGAGAAGGGAAAGAAGAUAAGAGUGGAGCUGUAAACGGGGUGGAAAGUUCACAGUCGGUUACUAAUGAUCGUGUUUUGCAAUUUGUAAGCUUGUUUUCGUUGUGAGGAGACUUAGACGGAGUACUCCAGUGGCUUCACAAUCCUUCUGCAGUUGCUCGUAAUCUCAAUUUGAGAAACUUAAAAUAAAUCAUACUUUAGUCAAAAAGUAUGUCAGUGUCUUUAAAAGGAAUCUACUGAACUACAUUGAGAGAUCAAAUAUCCACCAAAAGUAAGAGUUAGAGCACCGGAUAAGUGGUAAAAACGGUUUAGCUAAAAGUAAUAUAUAACCGCUGAAAAAGUAUGAUUAAAUAUUUAAAAACUGUUGAAAUAUUUAGCUAACAGUAAAGGAUGACAGCUCUAAAGAUGUAGCUACAAGUAUUAGGUAAACUGUGAAACCAAGUAGCUUACAGUGAUGGAUAAAUAUUUGGAGUUAGUCACUAACAUUAGACGAAGGUUUUUCCAACAAGCAUCGUGUGAGCCAACUUUUCUAAAGGUUAAAGGAGGCAGCAGGUUUUCCCAUUCUUGAGACCGCACCCUGCUAACCUCCAGUAUGAUGGUCAGCCCUGUUAGAUAAACUCUGCCCCCGACUGUUCGAAGGUAUUAUCCGCCUACAUAACACUGUCUGACUGCAUAACAGGGUAUCAAGGGGGCAAUCAACGAGCAAUUUCUUCACGUUUUGCAAGAGAAAUUCCCCAGAACAGAAAUGAUCUCAGACAUCUGUAGUGAGGUGGACAAGUUGAAAAUAAAACAGGUUGUGUAAUUUGACAUGUAUGCUUCUAAAACAAGCAUGAUGUCCUUUUUUGCUAAAUGUGACUCAGCGUGUUCGAUGACUGAUGCUGAGAUGAGUUCCUGAUUUCAGAGGAGCUCCGCUGAGUCCGUCCAAAACACUCAGGUGCUGUCAGGAAUGUGAGCGAGCACUUCCUCCUCUGAUGAGCUCCUCUAGCUCCAGACUAUUUCUCUGCAAGUCGAGAUCAUUUCUUUAUUUAUUUCAGGGCUCCACAGUAAGAAACCGGCUCUCGCUUUUUUUCAGGAUUUUAAUAAAAUAUAACGGAACAAAGGAAGCUGAAGCCGAACUGUUGCUCCACAGCUUCUCUGUGGAACAUGUUCUACUAAAGUAUGGCAGUAAAAGAGAACUACAGUACACUUGUAGCAAAAAUCUCUUUAUUUACAAUCCAUCAUACAAAACUGUCUUAGUGUAAACAUCACUGAUUAUGAAAUCCCUUUUUUUCUGUUUUUAAAAGUUUAAACAUGAGGCACGUAAAUAAUCUCGCCGAGUGUCAACAUUCAGACAUUGUCUAAAGAGAAAUACACUACCCACGCUUACAUCAUCACUACUACCAAAGAAUUUCCUUCACUUACGGUAAGACUUCACUCAUAAUUGAAGGCACACUGAUACAUUAUUCAAACCAGGUGUUCCAGUAUCUGAGCAGGCAGGCUGAGUCUAUUAUUUUUGUCUUAUGUAUUCAGUUUGUAUAUCACCUUAUCUUUAACCCUUUACUGUCUCACUUUGUUUAGUGUUUUCAAAGCAUCUUAUUGGCUGAUUUUGAUUUCUGCAACAUGAAUAAAGUUCCUAUAAAGUCA